AUCCAAGGGGGGGGGAACCCCAGAUAUAACAGUCUUAUAUGAAUUAAGAAGAUUGGAUAUCGCAAUUCUCUCUGCUCGCCCCACUCGCAAAGGCGCCUGGGAGAUGCAGUCCUUUCAAUCGCUGUGCCGGCGUCAAAUAUGGCGACAGGCGUAGCUUGCAGUGCUGCGGCUGCGGUUUGCGGCUCCCACGCAGGGAAAGAUGCUGGGAGCCCGGCUUCGGGAUCCAUUGAGGUAGAACAGAAGUUCCUCUUUGAGCCUGGCACGGAGGAGAAGUUGGCGGCCCUGGGGGCAUCUUUGGCCGGAAACGUCUCCUUCCGGGACCAGUACUUUGACACUCCUGACUGGCGCCUUACCCUGGCUGACUACUGGCUCCGGGAGCGCGAGGGGACCGGCUGGGAGCUGAAAUGUCCCCCGCGGCCCCUGGAGGGCGCCACCGUUUCGAGCCCGGCCGCAGAAAGCCGGAACCCACGAGGCCUUACGCAGGUGCCUGCUGCACCCCUCCCUUUGCAGCCGCUAGGGGGAGCUGGCAGGCCGGACUCGGCCACGCAAUACCAGGAAGUGACAUGCCCCCGGGAUAUCGUGGCCCACGUCUGUGGUCUCUUGGGUGUGGACUUGGCGGCGAGCUGCUGCGGUGACGUGGCCAGAGCGGUGGAGAAGCUCGGCCUGGAGGAGUUUGCCAGCUUUGUGACCCGCCGGCGCAAAUAUCGCGUGAGGGAGCUGUGCGUGGACCUCGACGAGGCAGAUUUUGGCUACGCGGUGGGGGAGGUGGAGGCCGUGGUCAGACGGCAGGAGGACGUGCCGGAGGCUCUAGAGAGGAUACAAGAGCUAGGCAGGCAGCUGGGCUUUGAUGAGAAAACCCGCGUUCCGGGAAAGAUGUCCGUUUACCUGCACAAAUUCAGGCCCGCGCACUACGAGAGCCUCGUGCGAGCUGGGAGGUUGCGGAAAGUAGGGGACCCAGGAGCUACAAGAGGGGAGAAAAACUGAGCACAGAACCGAUGUGGGUGGGGGGCUCCAUUCUUGGAUGGGAGACCCUCCCCCUGUCUCUCUGUCCCUGAUGAGUCUACUCCAGCAUCAUCCUCAGAAGAAAGGAAAGAUGAGUUCAUGCGAAUAAAAUAGAGAUGCCCCAGA
Molecule: messenger RNA, 1128 nt
Organism: Heteronotia binoei (common prickly gecko)
Lineage: Eukaryota; Metazoa; Chordata; Lepidosauria; Squamata; Gekkonidae
Gene: THTPA
Product: thiamine triphosphatase
Exons: 3
Coding region: 139-984 (281 amino acids)
Biological process (GO): thiamine metabolic process; dephosphorylation; thiamine diphosphate metabolic process
Molecular function (GO): thiamine triphosphate phosphatase activity; magnesium ion binding
Source: RefSeq, a predicted model, not a curated record